Komagataella phaffii GS115 is the source of this 3540-nucleotide messenger RNA. Its product is annotated as Protein involved in pre-mRNA splicing. The transcript has a single exon. The record is from RefSeq and is a predicted model, not a curated record. Gene Ontology annotation, molecular function: U2 snRNA binding; protein binding. The coding region runs from base 1 to 3540 and encodes 1179 amino acids. Gene Ontology annotation, biological process: mRNA splicing, via spliceosome. Lineage: Eukaryota; Fungi; Ascomycota; Pichiomycetes; Pichiales; Pichiaceae. Gene Ontology annotation, cellular component: nucleus; U2 snRNP.
AUGAACUCUAACCAGCCAGAGCUGGUUUUGUACCACUUGUCUCUGAAAAGACCGUCUGCAAGUGUCAAAUCUGUAAUUGGAAGUUUUACUGGGCAUAAAAGCAAACAGGAGCUCAUUGUUGCCCUCCACUCUUCAUUAAUUGUCUAUAGUUUGGAUACAGAAACGGGACAACUGCAUAAAGAGCGUGAACACGAGCUGUUCUGCAUUGUGCAGAAUAUUGCAAAGUUUAGAAUACCCGGAUCCAUACAGCAUUGCCUUAUAAUAACCUCAGAUAGUGGAAAUAUCACGCUGACAAGAUUGAACGAGAAGAUCGAAUUUGAGAGCUUGGUCAACCAUCCGCUGACUAAGACUGGAUUGAGAAGGCUAAAUCCAUCCUGCUACAUUGCAGUGGAUCCAAAGAAUAGAAGUUUUAUGCUCUGUGCCUUGGAGAAAAACAAAAUGAUAACGGUUCUCAAUAGGAACUCGGAAGAUAACACCAUUAAAAUAUCGUCACCAUUGGAGGCCAAUAUUAGCAAGGUUGUAACCUUUUAUACGUGUGCAUUGGAUGUGGGUUACGACAAUCCUUUAACCGCUACAAUAGAAUGCAACUAUGAUUCUCCCACGAAGAAAUACCUCUCGUACUAUGAAUUAGAUCUGGGAUUGAACCAUGUUGUGAAAAAAUACACUGAGGAAAUUCCUUUCAAGAGCAAUUUCUUGAUUUCAAUUCCCCGAGAUGCAGAAGGCCCGUCUGGACUGCUCCUUUGCUCUCAAGGUAUCAUCCAGUUCAAGUUUCUCAACAAAAGGACUCACUGUUUGCCCAUUCCUAAGCGAAAAAACCAGAAAGAGCUCAGUUACAUAAUAAAUGGAGAAUGCCACAAGAUGAAAAAUUCAUUCUUCUUCUUGCUUCAAAGUGAUCUAGGAGACAUCUUUAAGGUUUCUGUUACAUAUCAAGAGGUCCAAGACGAUACCUAUGACACGAAAGAAGUGAGUAGUAUUGAAAUCAAAUACUUUGAUUCUCUCCCCGUGUGUUUGGACCUGCAUAUUUUCAAAUCUGGGUUUCUGUUUGCAGACACUGAAACUGGAGAUAAGUAUUUGUAUCAGUUUGAAAAGCUGGGUGACGACGAUGAUGGUACCAUUUGGAGUUCAGAAAACUAUCCGGACGAGGAAUCCGUCUAUGAGGAUCACCAUAUUUACUUUGACACCAAGGAGUUAGAUAAUUUAUCUCUGGUGUAUAUACUAGAUUGCCUGAAUCCAAUCACUGAUGGCUUACUAGACCAAGAAAAGUCUCAGUUGGUGUUGACAUCUGGUGGCAGCAGUCGGAGCUCGUUGAAGCUACUAAAACACGAACUAGCCAUCAACGAACUAGCAUCUUCUGAAUUACCGGGAAGUGCCCUCAAUAUUUUUACUACUAAAGUUUCGCACAAAGAUCAAUACGACAAAUACAUGGUUAUUAGCUUUAUUGAUGGGACACUGGUACUCAGUAUCGGGGAAUCUGUUGAUGAGGUGUCUGAUUCAGGGUUAGAGCUUCAGGUAUCUACAAUCGCUGUGCAGCAGGUUGGAAGAAAUUCAUUAGCCCAGGUUCAUUCACAUGGAAUAGUGCAUUUAAAGGGUUUGAACGAACCAAGUUUUGAAAAAAGUUUAUGGCAACCACCUGUAGGGGCUGAGAUUCUUGUUGCUUCGAUGACAAAUUCGCAGAUAGCUCUUGGUCUGAGUAACAGAGAAUUGGUAUACUUCGAAAUUGACGAAUAUGAUCAGCUGAUCGAACACAAAGAAAGGAAAGAAAUGUCAGGUAGGAUUUCAGCGCUUUCUCUGGGCCAAAUUCCAGAUGGUCGACUGAGAUCCCCUUUUUUAGCGGUGGGUUGCAACGACAUGACCAUCAAAAUACUCAGCACGGAUCCUAAUUCCUGUCUAGAGGUGCUCUCCUUGCAAGCUCUAUCUUCAAUCCCUUCUGAUCUUCAAAUCACAAACCUUGAACAAGGUGCUGGAUAUUUUGUUCACAUAGGACUGGACAGCGGUAUUUAUAUUCGAACUCUUCUCAACCGUAUAUCAGGGCAGUUGAGUGAUACAAGAGUAAAUUAUCUUGGACCAAAACGAGUGUCUUUAUCUCCAGUUAAAAUAUUUGGAAAGAACUUGGUUCUUGCUUUCUCGGAUACCUCAUAUCUCAGUUAUAAUUCCGGGUUUGAUGCCAAGAUAACACCUUUAUGUGACGGAAAGUUUACCUAUGGCUGUGGUUUUAUUAGUGAGGAGUGUCCUGAAAAUGGAGUUGUCGGAGUAUCUGCAGAAAACCUUACGAUUUUCACAAUUGAUCAACUUGAUACCGAUAUGAACGUUAAAGAUAUUCCAUUAACUUUUACACCUAGAAGGAUCACCCUCGUUUCAGAGGAUGUAGUAGUUGUUACAGAGUCCCAGCAUUACACUAAGAAUCCAUAUUUGAACUCCGUUGCCACAGAAGAAUCACGAGAACUGUAUCAACAGAUAGGUUACGAAAAGUCUUCUCAUUGGAGCUCUGUGAUUGAGACAGUUGAUAUUCAGAGCCAGCAAGUAAUCCAAGCUAUAAAUCUGGAUAAGGAAUUGGCUAUUUUUGGAAGCACUAAAGUCAGUUUUGCGUCUCACCCAGAUGAGGUGUACUUCAUCGUGUCAUGCUCUGUUGAGCAAGAGUUACUUCCCAACAUCAACAAAGGAACGCAACUAAGGACAUACAAGAUUACAGAAGAGGGCCUACAAUUUCUGCACAGCACAGAAACGGACCAACUAGUUUAUUCUUUAACGGAAUUUCAAGGGAAGCUAUUGGCGGGAGUAGGAAACCUUCUGGUUUUGUAUGAUCUGGGAUUGAAAAAAUUGCUCAAGAAAUCCCUUACCCAAACCAGUUUUCAUCAAAUAACUAGCAUUGAUUAUCAGGGAUUUAGAAUUGUCAUUUCAGACAUGAAACAAUCUUCAAUGUUUCUAUCCUUUAAUGCUGAAGAAAACCGUUUUAUUUCCCUAUGUGACGAUAUUACUCAAAGACACAUUACCUGCUCCAAAAUGUUGGACUAUUCUACCGUAGUCACUGGUGACCGAUUUGGAACUAUUUCCGUAUUGAGAUGCCCUGAAAAGGUCAAUAAAGAUCAUCUUGAUUACAUUGAAGCAAAAUCCAAAAUGAUAGGAGAAUGCCCGUUUAAACUGAAGCAAUUAGCAAGUUACUACGUUCAAGAUGUGGUUACAAGUUUAUCCAGAGGCAGUUUAACUGUAGGUGGGAAACAGUCUAUUAUCUACACAGGCCUACAGGGUACAAUCGGUAUCUUGUCUCCAAUUCAGACACCUUCAGAUAUAGACUUUUUCGUCUCUUUGGAGGACUCUCUACGGCAAGAACUGUUGAAAUCCAAGCACCUUCUAACAGGAAGAAGCCACUUGAAAUAUCGAGGUUACUAUGUUCCAGCUCAGGGUGUGGUGGAUGGUGAUCUAAUACAAUAUUUCUACCAAUUGCCAGACUCAACGAAACAGUUCAUUUCUACCAAACUUGACAGGAGCACACUGGAGAUUGAGAGAAAGAUCUCCAUAAUGAGAUCUUUGGUCGCCCUUUAA